Molecule: messenger RNA, 528 nt
Organism: Rotaria sp. Silwood2
Lineage: Eukaryota; Metazoa; Rotifera; Eurotatoria; Philodinida; Philodinidae
Source: the annotation of a GenBank genome assembly
AUGCAUCAUCCAUAUACAGUAUCACCUGAUUAUUGGACAUUAGGUAUAAUUAUACAUGAAAUGGUAACUGGUGAUGCACCUUAUGAUCGAUCAUAUAGAUUAGAUACAAAUACAAACGAAACUGAAUCAUUUGAUUAUGAAUAUGAUUAUCGAUCGAAGAGUACGAUUGAAAAUGAUACAUCGGAUUUUAUUCGACUGUCAUCAAAACAUUAUAACAUGUAUCUUCGUAUAAUCAAUGGUUGUGCAUCAAUGAAUCUUAAACAUGUAACUAGAAAUUGUGCAUCAAUUAUACAUGGUUUACUUCAAUAUAAUAUUGAACAACGUCUUGGUUGUGGUGUACGUGGUGCUCUUGAUAUUAUUGAACAUUCUUGGUUUGAUCAAAUUAAUUUUUGGACAUUAUAUCAACAAAAAUAUAUUGCUCCAUUUAUUCCUAUACGUAAAUAUAUAAUUACAGAUCAACAUCAAAAUGAAACAAUACUUAAAUUUACUGCAAAAAAUCAAUAUGAAAAUGAAUUUAAUGAAUUUUAA